Messenger RNA from Aspergillus campestris IBT 28561, 1965 nucleotides. It is a transcript of the gene tyr1, whose product is annotated as tyrosinase. The record is from RefSeq and is a predicted model, not a curated record. Gene Ontology annotation, molecular function: oxidoreductase activity. NCBI's taxonomy places the organism in Eukaryota, Fungi, Ascomycota, Eurotiomycetes, Eurotiales, Aspergillaceae. The transcript is spliced from 7 exons. Bases 1 to 1965 code for a protein of 654 amino acids.
AUGACAUUUAUCGUCGAAGGUAUUCCUACCCGGGAUAGCAAGGGCAACCCUUACAUCCGGCAAGACAUCGACAAGUGGUAUGCGGAUCAGGUCGAAGCCAAAAAAGGCGACCGAAUCCAGCUCACCCUCUUUGUGGAAGCACUGGCUCUGAUGCAGAAGCGCCCUCUGGAUAAUCAGCUGUCUUACUUUCGUCUGGCUGCCAUACAUUCUGCCCCAUGGUGCAAAUGGGACGAUGUCCCGCAACCGCCAGUUCUUGAUCCGAAGGGAAUUGCGGGCUAUUGUGUCCACAAUAACUACACGUUUCCCACAUGGCAUCGGGUGUACAUGCUUCUCUACGAGCGCGCUCUGUACGAAGCCAUGGAUGACUGGAUCAAAGGAAAUGUCCCAAAGAAACUUCAACCAGAUUGGAAGGGAAAAGCUGAUAAGUGGCGCCUUCCAUACUGGGACUUUGCUCGAUUUGCGGAUCGAGAUGAAUCGACUAAUGGUGCCUUUGUGAACGACAUCGAUCACGACAGGAUCAGAUUGCCCAUUCUCUGUAUGUUGCCAAAUGUGCGGAUUAACGUUUUCGGCACAGACGGGAAGCUAUCCAUUGAGUCUCGACCAAACCCUCUCUACAAAUACGUGACUCCCAAAUUGAUGGGCGAGUUUCCUGCACCAUAUACGAUUCCUAAGGAGACAAGUCCUAAGCAAGCAGACGAUCAUGAUUCAGUCGAGUUUAAGUUCCCGUGGGAUAUGUGUAAUGCCACUACCAAGUACGGGCUUCUUGAUGGGUUCAAUGAAGAAAUUUGGGCCGACGGAGGCCAGAAUUGGUUCCGAGCCAACUACGCCUUAAAUGAACAUCCAUACUACAAGUCUCCAGACCCCGGCGAGACGACCGUUCCUACGCUACAGGAACUGGUCCACAGGUUAUUCCAGUCUGGCCUAGACAGCUGGGGCGAAUUUUCCUCCACCCGCUACACCGAUAAAGAGGUCGGCCCAUACCCACCGAAGGGUGUUGACCCCAAGUCGGCGAUCAAUGCGAAGAACGCAAUGAACCUUGAAUUUAUCCAUAACAAUGUCCACAACUUUGUUGGAGGCUCCCAAUUUCUUCGCCCGCCCAAGGAAGGAAUCAACCUUUGGGGCGCCGGCCAUAUGAGCAGUGUAAAUAUGGCGGCUUUUGACCCCAUCUUUUAUAUUUUUCACAACAAUAUCGACCGUUUGACCGCCAUCUGGCAGGCGUUGAAUCCGAAAAAGUGGUUUGACGAUGAUUAUAGCAAGCUGACCGUAAACAACGACCUACUGCCAUUCCACAAGGAUGCGGCGGGCAACUUUUGGAAGUCGGAUGAUGUGCAAGAUUGGCGAACGCUCGGCUAUGACUUUGAAAUUCUCCAGGGACGAACCAGUGAUGAUCGGGACGAAAUCCUGGAAGAUAUUGACAAACUCUACGGACUACCGACGAGAGACCUCUUUGACAAACUUCCCGAUGUCAAUGGUCACCAAGACGAUUAUGUUAUUACUGUUGUCUAUGACAAGUACGCCUUGAAUGGUGCCGCGUACAAGAUCAAUCUCUUUUUGGACGGCCAGCAUGACUUCAAAGGACCCGAGUCGGAGGGCUUUGUUGCCAGUGUUUACAACUUCAGUGCUGAUCUAGACUCCGGUCCCUGCGGCAAUUGCCAUCGCCAGAAAGAAGAGAAUGUGAGAUGUAUUGCACAGGUUCCCGUUACCGCGCCGAUGCGCCGACAUCUGGGGAAAAACAAGAGCCACAAUAUCGAAAUAGAUGCACCGCAGCCGGUGUAUAUGGCCUGGAACAGCUGGGGAAGGCCUGUGCGACUGCCUAUCCACGUGGCCCUUCACCGAUCUUCGAGACUCUAUUACAAAUAUCCCAAUGCACCCAAUCCGCAGGAUCCUUUGAGGUAUAAGUUCAUCAAGCUUGGAAAACAAGCCCCUGAGUCUUCUUUUGCUUUUGCUGCGACAUCCUCCAGAUGA